Messenger RNA from Darwinula stevensoni, 1095 nucleotides. The record is from the annotation of a GenBank genome assembly. Lineage: Eukaryota; Metazoa; Arthropoda; Ostracoda; Podocopida; Darwinulidae.
AUGGAAGGGAAAACGGGAGAUGCGCGGGGUGGACGCAGGGGCGAGUUGGAGCCGACGGACCCCCACGUGCCCGCGAACUGGACCAGGGCCUCCCGGGACCGACCUCCCUCCAAGCUGAGGAGACCGCAGUUCGAGGCCAGGGAGCCCUGUCCCUGUGACACCAAGUAUGGCGUCUGCGAACCCAAUUGCUGCUGCGAUCGAGAAUGCACGGAAGAGUAUCUGAGGCAACGUUGCCGUGAAGUGCAAGAUGACGUGGAUUCCUGGUUGUGCGGCCGGGCGUCCGGGUCGACCCCGAGGGGCUCCUCGUGGUAUCGCGACCUGUUGCCGCUCUUCUGCCUGUACGCGAGGGGAGGGAGCUACCUCGGGACGUUCUUCCCGGACAGGGCGCCGCGGACGAGGAACGAGAUGGAGGACCGGGUGGGGAGGUCCUCGAGGGAGGUGGAGCGGGUGGGGAGGGCCUCGAGGGAGGUGGAGCGGGUGGGGAGGGCCUCGAGGGAAGAGGAGCGGAUGGAUGCGCCGUAUCGGGUCGGGGUGCCGGUCCAGAGGCAGGCGCCGGAUGGGUCGGUGGAGCGGUUGACGUUCCCAGGCGCGAUCGCGGGGAACGCGUGCGCGAGGAACCUCCCGGUUCUGUUCGGCGUGAACCGCAAGGCGGCGUGCAUGGUGGCGCUGAGGUGCGAGGACGCGUCGCCCGGGAUCGCAGAGGACCUCCAGGUGUUGUCGCGGCGGGGGAGGAUGGGGGAGUUCGCGGCCUGGGAGGUCGCGUUCGCGUGCGACGACCGCCCCUGCGACGGGAGGUCGACGGCGCCCGACCGCGGCCGGUGUAGGAACGCGCUGCUCGGACUCCGGCUCGGCCUGGUCGUGAACGGGAGCGACGUGGUGCGCGUGCGCGUGGGCGUGACCCUCGGCGACGUGCCGCUGCGACGGAGGACCGUGCUCCGGCGGUUCGAGGUCGGCUUCGUCGAUCUGGGCGGGGUCGGGCCGUCGGACGAUCUGGCGCCUGGAAGUCCCAUCUCCCUUCGGCAUCUUCAAGGGUGUGUUCAAAAUAUGCUGUUCGAAAUUAUAAUUACACUAAAAAAAAAUAAUAAAAAUACAUAA